Messenger RNA from Marmota monax (woodchuck), 4364 nucleotides. RefSeq names its product solute carrier family 6 member 16 (gene Slc6a16). Gene Ontology annotation, biological process: sodium ion transmembrane transport. Bases 1059 to 3020 code for a protein of 653 amino acids. The record is from RefSeq and is a predicted model, not a curated record. The transcript is spliced from 10 exons. Gene Ontology annotation, cellular component: membrane. Lineage: Eukaryota; Metazoa; Chordata; Mammalia; Rodentia; Sciuridae.
CUGGUAGGGGAUCUCUGAGGGUCAAAGAUUUACGGGCUAGGAAGAACGGGGACAUCCAGCAUGCCCCAUCACUUGGGAGCGUGGAAGCAGAGGACACGCAAUAAACGCGUCUUCCCGGCCAGUGGUGGAGGAAAGGUAUUGGUACCGGGGGCGCAGAGGACGUCAAGGGAGCAGCGGCGCUUGCGCGUUCUGAACGGGAGAAAGCAAAGCUGUGGAGAGCGUCAGCGGGGCGCGCGCAAGGGAAUCAGCAGCGCAUGCGCAGGGAAACGGCGGGAAAGCCCUCUCGUGAUCCUGGUGAGCUUGAGGAGCGUGCGCAUCCGACGAGGCCGGAAGAGGCCAGAGGAGGUUGCUGGGCGUUGCAGUCGAUAUUUCUUCACUGUCAUUUAAGUCACUCUGAUCAGACUGAAGACCCGAUGGUGACAACCCCAGACCAGCCGCACCACCAGCCUGUUGGGAACCACGACUUGUUUCCUGCUCUUGGAGGAACUCCAGCCCCCUCUUCGCCUUUUCGGAGGCUCUAGUUCUGAGGAAGGAAGUAAACGAGGGAAUGGGCGACCGUGAGGGAAGAGGAGAGGAGCUGCGGGGGGCGGGCAGGGCGGCCCGCGAGGGAGCAGCGGGGCCCGCGCUGCAAGCUUCCCGAGCGGGCGGUUGGCCGGACGCGGCUCUCACUCAAGGGUUAAACUGGCCAAUUUGCCAGAAAACACUUUGGAAGGGCUGCUCUUCUUGAAUGUGGUGAAGGAUGGAGACUCUGGUUGGCAGAGGGCCUGCCUCCCAUGCGCAGGGCCCGGGCUCAGCCCCCAGCACCACGAGGGAAUGACGACCCCACGGCGAGUCUGUCUCCCACGUGUGCACCUGGCCUUGAGGGGCGGAGUCAGGGGUCGGUUAACCACGCGGUGCACUCUGAGAAGCAGAAAUACUUUGAGGUAUGUUCCGUUUCAGCUGCUGGCAAAUAUCUCGGAGCAGUGAAGAUUUAUGCCUCUAGCUCAAUUCUUGCCCAUUGUCUUAUAGACUUUUGAAGCCAUCCAAAGGUCAGAGUGGCGGGAGCAUAGCAAGCAGAGAUGAGAGUGGCCCCAGUUUUGAGGUCUACUCAGAAAGGUGAACGUUCUGUUGAAGAAGCUAGAGAUGCUCGUGAGACUCUUCCUGGGAUGGAGGUAGAGGCCCACACUUCAGUAUCCUUGCUGGAAACAACCUCAUCUACUUUGACAAAGCUUACUGAUGGUGUCCCAGAAAGCCAUAUUUUGGAAAGCAAGGACCCAGUCACCUGGUCUUCUGCAGCCUCUAUUUCAGAGUUUCAGGAUUUGGCAACCCGGACUGCAAAGGCUGAGGCCUGGGAGACCCAUGCUUUUGAGGCUCAGACCAGGGCCAACAGCCAACCCAAGCAAAAUAUUGUAUCAGAUGUGACAGCUACCUCAGUCAUGAAGCAGAAACACUCGAAGGAAAAGGUGGAAGUGACAGAGAAGGAAGGUACCUUCCUUGUGCGUCCACUCUGGCCCCAAAAAUUUUAUUAUAUUCUGACCUUGGUGGGCUACUCUUUGAGGCCAACCCAGCUCUGGAACUUUGUCUACCUCUGGAUUCACAAAGGAGGCUGUAGCUUCUUCAUGAUCUAUAUCAUCAUUCUGGUCUUUGUUGGGAUUCCUCUCCUUUUCCUGGAGAUGGCAGUUGGCCAGAUGCUGCAGCAGGGUAGCCUGGAUUUGUGGAAGAUCAUUGGCCCCUGGGCUGGUGGAGUGGGGUACAUCAGCUUCAUGGUGAGGAGCACUGGGAUGCUGAGGCCUACCUUAAUACCCCACCCACAUCCCAACGUCCAUGGGUCAAGUCCCUUCUGUCCCUCAGCGCUCUGUCAGAUCCCUUCCUUUUUCCUGUCCCUAGUCUUCCUCCCCAGCCACUUCCUCCCUGGUCUCCAGGUGUGCUUCAUCACCAGUAUAUACACGAAUGUGUUCAAUUCUUGGAUCCUCUUCUACUUGAGCCACUUCUUCCAGUUCCCUGUUCCAUGGGAGAAAUGUCCCUUAUUGAAGAAUGCCAGUGACUUUGAUCCAGCCUGUGCACGGACGACACCCUCCAUCUACUUCUGGUACCAGCAGACCUUGAAGGCUUCAGACAGAAUUGAGGAUGGUGGGCUACCGGUCUUAAGUCUGAGCCUUCCCUUAUUUGUGUCCUGGUGUCUCAUUGGUGUUUUUAUCAUCAAUGGACUCCAGUCCAUUGGGAAGGUAAUGUAUGUCUUGGUACUACUUCCCUAUUUCAUCCUCUUCUGUUUCCUUAUCCGGAGUCUACUGCUGGAAGGGGCAAUAUAUGGCCUUCAACAUUUGCUGGUUGCCAAGGUGUCAGCUUUGUACAACGUAAAUGUGUGGUCAAGAGCAGGGAGCCAAGUUGUGUUUCAGCUGGGCCUAGGCUUUGGCCCCAUUGUCUCCUUAGCCUCGCACAUGCCCCAGUCCAACAACUGUGUCAUGGAUACCUUCAUCAUGGCUGUGGUCAUCAUGGUCACCUUAUUGCUUUUUACAACUUUCAUCCUCUCAGUGCUGGGCUUCUGGGCUACGGUCCUCACAUACCGCUGCAAUGAGAAGAAUGUGGAAACACUCAUAAAGCUGAUAAACCUUGGGAAACUGCCUCCUGAUGCUUAUCCCCCUGCUGAUCUGCGGGAAAACCCAACCUCCAUCUAUAACACCUGGCUCAACAGCCUUCCCCAGGAUAUCAAGAACAUGGUCCUCAGCUACAUACCUGAAUGCAACAUACAGGAUCAGUUUUUGCAGAUUAAGGAUAGCCAAAGCUUUUCAUUCCUGAUCUUUGCUGAAUACACCUCAUUUCUUCCCUGGUCUGCCCUCUGGUCUCUCCUCUUCUUUCUGUUGUUGCUGUUCAGAGAGCUGGGCAUCAUGGUAGGAUUCAUGCAGGGCAUCAUUCUCCCACUCCAGGACACCUUCUCUUCCCUCAGAAAACAUACAACACUGCUCACAGGUACUCUGACCUCUGUUCCUAUUCCCACCCAUGGCCCUAACUCCACUGAGACUCUUACCCUGACCUCCAUUUAGCCCUUGUCAUCUAGCUAGACGUUUGAUCUUGAUGCAGACUCAAUGUUUUCUCCAGUGGGUAUCAUUAUGCUCUUGUACCUGUGUGGCCUCUUCUUCACUCGACCUUCAGGCAUCUACUUCAUGAGACUGCUGAAUGAAUACUGGAUAGUACUCCCCAUCUUCUUCAUCAUCAUAUGUGAAAACAUUACUGUAGCCUGGGCUUAUGGGGCCAAGAGGUGAUGUCCUAGGCCCAGGCUCCCAUACAGCAUGGGUUUGUAGGGAAGGUGGACCCUUCCUGGUUGCCUCAGCUCUCACCCAACUAGAGUGACAUGGGGAUCCUUAAUUUCAAGGUCUUCUGAGAAAUCUUCUGUUCUUUUUUAAUUUAAUAUACCUUUUGCAUGCUUCAUAUGCACCAGACACUGUUUUAGUUACCAGGGAUAUGCAUUGAAUUCCUAUCCUCACAAAACUUACAUUCUAGUGGUGUAGAUAGGCGAUAAACAAAUUAGUUACAAAUAAGAUAGUAAAAAUAAGUGACAGGAGAAAAUUAUAAAGGGUAAGGUAAGAUGAUCCAGAGUAGGAGUGCAUGUAAGCAUGAUUCAGAUAGGAUUACCAGGAAGGACUUUCUCUUCCCUGGAAUGUAAGAUGACAUGCAAGCAGACUACUGAGUGAAAUGAGGAAGGGAACCAUGACAAGGUUUUGAGAAAGAGUAUUCUAGGCAGGGAAACAUUAAAUACCAAUGCCGGAAUAUGCAUCAUGCUUGGAAUUUUUAAAGAACAAGGAAGUCAAGAGAGGCUAGAAUAGAAUGUUAAGAGAUGAGGGGAGGUAACAGGAGCCAGAUUAUGAGGACCUUAUAAGCCAUGACAGGACCUAAUAUUUUAUGCAGAAUAAAAUAUGAAGCAUUGAGAGGUUUUGAAUAGGACAGUUUCAUCAUAUUUAUUUUUUAACAAGAUAUCUAUGGCUGGUAUGGUGGCACAUACCUGUAAUUCCAGCAACUUGGGAGACUGAGGCAGGAGGAUUGCAAGUUCAAGAACAACUUCAGCAACUUAGUGAGGUCCUAAGCAACUUAUCAAGAUCCUGUCUCAAAAUAAAAAGCCAAAAGGACUGGGGAUGUGACUUCAUGGUUAAUUGUCCCUGGGUUCAAUCCCUGGUACAAAAAAACAUAAAAGGAUAAAAAAUAAAUAAAAAGAUAUAUGUAAUUAUAUAGGAGGAUAGACUGAAUAGUCAUGUAUAAAACUAGAACUGGGAGCUAUAUAAUAUUCCAAAUAAGAGCUAAUAAUGGCUUGGGUUAGGGUGGUAAAGCUGUAGUUUGAGAGAAGUGGUCUGAUUUUGGAAGCCUGACUGGGCCACCACACUUUUUUUUGUCCU